This is a messenger RNA of Closterium sp. Yama58-4, 1212 nucleotides long. NCBI's taxonomy places the organism in Eukaryota, Viridiplantae, Streptophyta, Zygnematophyceae, Desmidiales, Closteriaceae. The record is from the annotation of a GenBank genome assembly.
AUGAUAUCCCGGGGAUUCCGUUCUGUGAACCCAUUCAACACGCCCGUGAGUCAGCCGCGCAGCAACACGCCCGUGACUCAGCCGCGCAGCAACACGCCCACGCCCACGCACGUCAUGGGUGCACGCGCUGCUGCUUCCACCGCUUCUGGGAAGAGCGCUACUGUCACCACCGCUGCUGUUAACGUGAAGAGCGCCGCUGUGAAAAGUGGUGCUGUGAGGACUGUUCCAGCUAUUCCUGCAGCAGCCAGGGGAUCGUCAGCCAAGGCUACAGCGGCUGCUGCUGUGAAGCCUGUUGCUGCUGUCAAGAGCGUUAAGCCCGCAGCUGCUGCAGCUAAAGGCACGCCAGCCAAGGCCGCACUUGUGACGCCUGCAGCUGCUAAGAGUGUUGCUGUUAAGAGCAGCCCAGUGGGGUCGGUGGCAUUAAAAGCGGCAAGAGAGAAGGCGAGGGAGCAGGGCAAUGGGAGGGCAGCACACACGGCGGUGCGUGCAGCAGCAGCAGGGAAUGCGGCGUUGGGAGGGGUGGAGGCAGCAGGAGGGCGAGCAGCAUGUUUGGGCGAGAUUUCAGGGCGUGGUGGCGGUGCCACCUCCCUCUUUGCCAUCUUUCUCAUUGUCAUGCUUCCACUCUCAUCAUGGCAUGCAACUGUCAUGUUCCCAUUGUCAUGCUUCCACUCUCAUCAUGGCAUGCAACUGUCAUGUUCCCAUUGUCAUGCUUCCACUCUCAUCAUGGCAUGCAACUGUCAUGUUCCCAUUGUCAUGCUUCCACUCCCAUCAUGGCAUGCAACUGUCAUGUUCCCAUUGUCAUGCUUCCACUCUCAUCAUGCAGCUGCCAUGAUUCCACUGAAUCGCGCGUACAUCAGUUCGCCAGACCUCCGCGGCUCAGCGGUGCAACGGCUUGGCGGGGCUCAGCGCGGAGGAGCAGCGGAGCGGGGAACGGAGAGCGCAGCAGUGUGGCAGCAGCGACGCGCCCACGCGGAAAGUCAGGCUCAACGCGCAAAUAUGGGGGUAGGAAGCAACGACUCUCUUAGACGCACAUGCCUUGUUCGCGCCGCUCCUCCCGUCCGCCUCCGCCUGACGUCGCCAGCAGUGCGUGUUUGCGCGAACGCGGGGGACGCGGCAAGUGGAGGCGGAAGGUGGCUGAAGCGCGGGGGGAAGCGCGGAGGAGCGAGCGGGAACAUGCGAUGUCUACUUGCCUCUCCCCUGACAGCGCCCUGA